This is a messenger RNA of Indicator indicator, 879 nucleotides long. It is a transcript of the gene LZTFL1, whose product is annotated as leucine zipper transcription factor like 1. Lineage: Eukaryota; Metazoa; Chordata; Aves; Piciformes; Indicatoridae. Bases 16 to 879 code for a protein of 287 amino acids. The record is from RefSeq and is a predicted model, not a curated record. Gene Ontology annotation, cellular component: cytoplasm. Gene Ontology annotation, biological process: negative regulation of protein localization to cilium. The transcript is spliced from 10 exons.
GAAGUGAUCAGCUACAUGCGUUUUGCUCGUUUCAAGCGUGGCCGGUGCCUCAAAACAGUGGAUUCUUGUUUCCAGGACCUUAAGGACAGCAGACUGGUUGAGGAGACCUUCACAGUUGAUGAGGUGACAGACAUGCUGGAUGGACUGCAGACUGUUGUGCACAGUGAAGUGGAGUCAGAGCUCAUAAACACAACCUAUACCAACGUGCUGCUUCUGCGGCAGCUCUUCUCGCAGGCUGAGAAGUGGUACCUCAGGCUGCAGACAGAUGUCUCGGACUUGGAGAACCGAGAACUGUUGGAACAGGUUGCUGAAUUUGAAAAGUCAGAAUUUACGUCUUCGAACAAGAAGCCCAGUGCGGAUCUCAUUAAGCCCAAACUGGCUCCAUUAAAUGAAGGUGGGUCAGAGCUGCUAAACAAGACAGUUGCUUGUCUCCAAGAAGAAAAUGAGAAAUUGAAGGCCAGGCUCAGGACCAUAGAAACACAGGCUACAGCUGCGCUAGAUGAGAAGGUCAAGCUAGAGAAGUCACUGAAGGAGUUACAGGUGAUCCAAGGAGAUCAAAAGGGGUUUAUUAAAUCCUGUAUAACUGAUGCAAACCAGGAUAUUACUGAACUGGAAAAUAAAGUGGCAACUUUGAAGUGCCAGUUUGAGAAGACUUUGAAUGAUGCUACUGAAAACCAAAAAUUCUUGGAAGACAACUUAGUGACAACAAAACAUGACCUGCUUAAGGUUCAGGAUCAGCUAUCCACAGCUCAGAAGGAGCUGGAGAAGAAAUUUCAGCAAACAGCUGCCUACCGCAACAUGAAAGAGAUCCUCAGCAAGAAGAAUGAGCAGAUAAAGGAUCUGCGUAAGAAGCUGGCCAAAUAUGAGCCAGAGGACUAA